Colletotrichum phormii is the source of this 1449-nucleotide messenger RNA. Its product is annotated as transaldolase. The record is from RefSeq and is a predicted model, not a curated record. The transcript is spliced from 4 exons. Gene Ontology annotation, cellular component: cytoplasm; intracellular anatomical structure. NCBI's taxonomy places the organism in Eukaryota, Fungi, Ascomycota, Sordariomycetes, Glomerellales, Glomerellaceae. The coding region runs from base 134 to 1108 and encodes 324 amino acids. Gene Ontology annotation, molecular function: transaldolase activity. Gene Ontology annotation, biological process: carbohydrate metabolic process; pentose-phosphate shunt, non-oxidative branch; pentose-phosphate shunt.
CAAAGAUCUACUACUUCUAGACCUCACGUCCUCUCUUCUUCCCAUUCUUCCUUUACUCUCUCCUCUCUCUUCAUCUCCUCCUCAAGUCAAUCUCCCACCAACAACCGCCACAAUUCCUUCAUCAAACAUCACCAUGUCUACCUCUCUCGACCAGCUCAAGGCCACCGGCACCGUCGUCGUCAGCGACUCUGGCGACUUUGCCUCCAUUGCCAAGUACAAGCCCCAGGAUGCUACCACCAACCCUUCCCUCAUCCUCGCCGCCUCCAAGAAGGCCGAGUACGCCAAGCUGAUUGACGAGUCCGUUGCCUCGGCCAAGAAGCAGGGUGGCUCUGUCGACGAGCAGGUCGACAACGCCCUCGAUGCCCUCCUCGUCGAGUUCGGCAAGGAGAUCCUCAAGGUCGUCCCCGGCAAAGUCUCCACCGAAGUUGACGCCAGGUUUUCCUUCGACACCAAGGCCUCCGUCGACAAGGCUCUUCACAUCAUUGACCUGUACAAGGCUCAUGGCAUCUCCAAGGACCGCGUCCUGAUCAAGAUCGCCUCCACCUGGGAGGGUAUCAAGGCCGCUGAGAUCCUUCAGCGCGACCACGGCAUCAACACCAACCUCACCCUGAUGUUCUCCAUCACCCAGGCCAUCGCCGCCGCUGAGGCCGGUGCCUACCUCAUCUCCCCCUUCGUCGGCCGUAUCCUCGACUGGUACAAGGCUGCUCACAAGAAGGAGUACACCAAUGAGGAGGACCCCGGUGUCAAGUCCGUCGGCACCAUCUUCAACUACUACAAGAAGUUCGGCUACAAGACCAUUGUCAUGGGUGCCUCCUUCCGCAACAUUGGCGAGAUCACCGAGCUUGCCGGCUGCGACUACCUCACCAUCUCCCCCAACCUGCUUGAGGAGCUCCUCAACUCCGACGCCCCCGUCCCCAAGAAGCUCGAUGCCGCCGCGGCCUCCAGCCUCGACCUUGAGAAGAAGUCCUACAUCAGCAACGAGCCCCUCUUCCGCUUCGACUUCAACGAGGAGCAGAUGGCCGUCGAGAAGCUCCGUGAGGGUAUCUCCAAGUUCGCCGCUGAUGCCGUCACCCUUAAGGACAUCAUCAAGCAGAAGGUCCAGGCAUAAAUUGAUCUGUCCUGAUGCGGAAGCGAUGACAAAACAAAAAACCACGCCUGCAGGCGAGACAACUUUCCCGUUGGGAGGAGGAUAUAUAUCAUGACGUGAGAAUGACUUAAUGAGAAGGAAAACAAACAAAUCCCCCAAUCAUACACAUUACAAACCCCCAGCAAACAGCGCGUCAAGUGAUGGAAGAGGCGCCGGGUUGUGUGAAAGUCAACCUUAUUUUUUUCGGAGGGAGGCAUAAAAUCACAAAGAUAGACUGCUUGGCAGCAAAAAAUCCGAGAAAAUUGGUCUCCCAAACUCAUCAAGUUUCCACAAUGUGAAAGUUGUAUUGCUCUAAUGACUAA